AUGCCGGCCACCCUCACGAUGUCUGCGGUCGCGCCGCGCGUCGCGUUCGCCCGCCCCCGCACUUGCCGCCGCCCCGCCAAGGCCGCCCGGCUCGUCGCCGUCGCUUCGGGGGAAUCCUCGGGGAAGGCCACCAAGGACUUCAAGGCCACCUGGAGCACCGACCGGAGCCUGCGAGGGGACCAGAAGGUGGACCUCAACCGCGGCGAGAAGAUGACCAUCACCGUCCCCGCCACGAGCGCGAACAUGGGCCCGGGCUUCGACUCGUUCGGGUUCGCCGUCGACCUCGAGAACGAGCUCGUCCUCGAGCGCGGCGCGUUCAAGGUUGACAUCAUCGGCGAGGGUGAAACCUCCUUGCCCCGCGACGAGUCCAACGCAAUCAUAAAGGCUGUCAAGGACGGCUACGCCGCCAUCUACCCGGAUGAACACCUCCCGAUCGACGACAUCAAGUUCACCUCCGUCAACCGCAUCCCACCCGCGCGCGGGCUCGGGUCCUCGUCCGCCGCCCUCGUCGCGGGACUCGCCGCGGGACUCGCCCUCGCCGGCCAGGACCUCGCCAAGCCCCAGACCAAGCAGCUCUUGCUCCAGCUCGCCGCCGACGCGGAGGGGCACCCCGACAACGUCGCACCCGCCAUCUACGGCGGAUUCCAGGUGUCCAUCAACACCGGCAAGCAGUGGGUGACGCAGGCCAUCGGGCUCCCCAAGGGCAUGCAGGCGGUCCUCUUCAUCCCCGAGUUCGAGUCGCUGACGAGCGAGACGAGGGCGGCGCUGCCAAAGGAAAUUCCGGUGGCGGACGCCGUGUUCAACAUCUCCCGAGCGGCGAUGCUGAUCAACUCGUUCGCCACGGAUAACUUCGAGGCGCUCAGGUACGCGUGCCAGGACGUGAUCCACCAGCCGUACCGCGGCGCCGCGUUCCCGAUGCAGAAGAUGAUCGACGCGGCGUUGGGCAUGGGCGCUCACGGGGCGUUUUUGUCGGGCGCCGGCCCGACGGUGCUCGCGCUCACCGGCGGCCACGGCUCCGACGUCGACGCGGACACGAUGGCGACCUUCCUGGCGGUGGAGGUGGCGGACGCGAUGCUCGCGGCGGCGAAGGAGGACGGGUGCGAGGGCAGGGCGGUCAUCUCCGCGCCCAGCACAGCUGGCGUCAGGUGCAAGAAGGAGGAGACGCUGCUGCGGCGAAUGGGCAAGACGUCGGGGUCGGUUUUUUGA
Molecule: messenger RNA, 1206 nt
Organism: Micromonas commoda
Lineage: Eukaryota; Viridiplantae; Chlorophyta; Mamiellophyceae; Mamiellales; Mamiellaceae
Exons: 2
Coding region: 1-1206 (401 amino acids)
Biological process (GO): L-threonine metabolic process
Molecular function (GO): homoserine kinase activity; ATP binding
Source: RefSeq, a predicted model, not a curated record